GCCUCAAUUAGUCGCCCACCAGCCCUGCGACAAUACAUGCGAAAAGUGAUUCCUUCUUCCAGGAUAAAAUAUAACAAUCAACCCUUUGGACCCUGAAAAACAACUCAUCUGAAUUCCCUUCAAAAUCCUCCAUCACAAUGUCCCUCUCUCUCCCAACCCAACCCGUCUCCCCAACAACAAUCCCCAAACUUCCCCCUCCCCCAUCCGACCCCCUAACAGAAGACCAAUGGAAAACCCUCCUGUCGAUCGCAGACGCCAUAAUCCCGGCCGUGAAGCCCACCGCCUCCGCCAACUCGACCACAGACAUCGCAGCAAAGGACGACGAGUACGCGAGUGCGAUUAAGAAACUGACAAGCCUCGCGCCGGGGGGAGUCAAAGAUGAAGAGACGGCGAGGAGGUUUUUAGAGGAGAGCGCGUCGGGGAAUCCCGCGUUUCGGGAGGCGCUGCAUAGGGUUUUUGCGGUGCAUAUGCCGGUGGCGUCGGCGAAGCAGUUGGGGAUGGUGUUGAGUAUUUUGGGAACCCGCGCCGGAUCCCUAUUCCUCACCGGAUACCUCACCCCCAUCAGCGAGCAACCCGCCUCCAUCCGCGAAUCCAUCAUCAAAAGCUGGUCCACCGCGCGCCUGCCCCUCCUCCGCCAACUCUUCCGCUCCCUCACCAUGAUCACCAAGCAAACCUGGAUCAAAGUGACGCCGACGCUGCCCCAGAUCCUCGGCAUCCCCCGCGUGCCGACAGGCAUGAUCCCCGGCAAGGGCUUCGACUACGAGUUCCUGCAGAUGCCGCCGGGGAGCGAGCCCGAGGUCAUCGAGACAGACGUCGUGAUCAUUGGUAGCGGGUGCGGUGCAGGAGUCAGCGCGAAGAAUCUCGCUGAGGCGGGGCAUAGGGUCCUCGUUGUUGAGAAGGCGUAUCAUUGGACUCCGGACCACUUUCCUAUGAAUGAGAGAAAUGGGUGGGAACAUUUGUUCAUGAGUGGAGCUGCCAUGGUUUCCGACGACACCACCAUGACCGUGAUAGCCGGGCAAUCCUGGGGCGGCGGCGGCACUGUAAACUGGUCCGCGUCCCUCCAGACGCAAGGCUACGUGCGACAAGCCUGGGCGGACAGCGGCCUCCCCUUCUUCACGUCGGCCGAGUACCAGGACUGCCUGGACCGCGUCUGCGACCGUAUGGGCGUCUCGACCGAGCACAUCCAGCACAACCCGCAGAACCGGCACCUGCUCGAGGGGUCCCGAAAGCUCGGGUACACGCACAAGGCCGUGCCGCAGAACACGGGCAGGAAGCAGCAUAAUUGCGGGCACUGCACGUUUGGGUGUGGGUCCUGCGAGAAGCAGGGGCCCGUCGUGUCGUUCCUGCCAGAUGCCGCGCGCGCGGGUGCCCGCUUCAUCGAGGGGUUCCAUGCGGAGAAGGUGCUGUUCGAGUCGAGGAAUGGGGAGAAGGUUGCGACGGGGGUGAGGGGUACGUGGGCGUCGAGGGAUGAGCAUGGUGGUGUGGCGGGCGAGCCGUUGGUGAAGAGGGAGGUUAUUAUUAAGGCGAAGAGAGUUAUCGUGUCAGCGGGCACAAUGCAGAGCCCUCUAUUGCUCCUGCGAUCAGGACUCACGAACUAUCAUAUUGGUCGGAACUUGCAUCUCCACCCUGUCUCGCUGGUCGGCGCAGUGUACGACGAGGAGAUCAAGCCAUGGGAAGGUCCCAUUCUCACGUCAGUGUGCAGCGAGUACGAGAACCUAGACGGCAAAGGUCACGGCACGAAGCUCGAAGCCACGAACAUGCUCCCGUCGUCCUGGCUCAUCUGGUUGAACUGGAAGAGCGGACUCGACUACAAGCUCAACGCCGCGCGCAUGAAACACAUGGCUGGCUACAUCUCCGUCGCGCGGGACCGCGACACCGGCCGCGUAUACCCGGACCCCGUAGACGGCCGCGUCCGCUUCGAAUACACGACCUCCAAGUACGACCAGCAGCACAUCCUGACUGGGCUCCUCGCCCUCGCGCGGAUCCAAUACGUCGCCGGGGCCCGCGAGAUCUUCACCGUGCUCCCGGGGGCCCCCACCUUCAUCCGCGACGACUCCGCCUCCUCGGAUGGCAUCAACGACGCGAAGUUCAAGGCGUGGCUCGAGGAGAUUAAGUACAUUGGGUUCCCGAGCCCGGACAGCAUGUUCGUGAGUGCGCAUCAGAUGUCGACGUGUAGGAUGAGUGCGACGAAGGGAGGGGGCGUGGUGGAUGAGAAUGGGCUGGUUUGGGGCACGAAGGGGUUGUAUGUGGCGGAUGCGAGUGCGAUGCCCUCGGCUAGUGGGGUUAAUCCUAUGGUUACGAAUAUGGCGAUUGCGGAUUGGAUUUCCAGGGGCGUGGCGAGGGGAUUGAGGGAGCAGGCGAAGUUGUAG
Aaosphaeria arxii CBS 175.79 is the source of this 2369-nucleotide messenger RNA. RefSeq names its product long-chain fatty alcohol dehydrogenase. Lineage: Eukaryota; Fungi; Ascomycota; Dothideomycetes; Pleosporales. The record is from RefSeq and is a predicted model, not a curated record. Gene Ontology annotation, molecular function: flavin adenine dinucleotide binding; long-chain-alcohol oxidase activity. The transcript is spliced from 4 exons. The coding region runs from base 138 to 2369 and encodes 743 amino acids.